AUGCGGAUCACCCCUGAGUUUCCCUACAACGGAGGAUGGGCGCACCCUCGUCUACCUUCGCUGCAUAGAGGCGCAGGUCUACCGCCCCUCGGGCCUUUUUAUCUCAAGAAGGUUUUCGUCUGGGUCCCUGAGUACCUUUGGGACGAGAUCGAGUACAUCCCCUGCCCGCAUUGCAAUAAGCGUGCCCAGCCGGACGGGUGGAACACUGAGCCACGCCGAGUGUUUCUGGAGGACGACGUUUGCUACCUGAUCGGAUACAGGUACCUCUGCAAGGGGUGCACUGAGGCAAACAAAGGCAGGCCGGAAGAUGAACGCACAACUCAGACGUUCAACGCUUGGGAUGCUGGGGUUUUGGCCACAAUGGAUGAUUAUGUGUCGAAAGAAUUCCCAUUCGUUUUGACCAAAAAAGCGGCGAUCAGCAAGAGCGUAGUUGACCGCUUAGCAGACGACCUCCUCGAGGGUACAGGUUUUGCGGCGGCUUCAAAAUCGCUUGCGAAUACGUAUCAUGCGAGGUACUUCAAUCAACUCCGGUCGUACGUGUCGCUAGCCAAUCGCUGUGUUUCUCGGCAUAAGGGGAUGUGGCCCAAUGUUGAUCUCGGCAUGAUCCCAAAGUUCUCCAGCAUUGGAGAUCCUUCGGGUUUUCACAGCAGCCCCCCCUCGGCUCACUACCUGGGAGACAUCUGGCACAAGGGGUUCUACGAAACCCCAGUGGUGCAGGCCGACGGGUGCUCGUGGACGCGUGAAGAGUAUCUGCAGCGUCGAGCUCAGCUCGUAGAUGGUUGUUCACUAGCAGGAGAUGCUUCCUUCAAGUACGCCAAGGUCAUCCGGUUGUCGGCUGGUGCAGACGGGACCCGCGCACGGCCUGUCCAUGGAAUUUUCACCAUCAUGAACGAGUACGACCAGGUUGUAUUUUCGAAGGCCAUGACCACUGCAUCUGUCCACGACCUCAAGAACGACCUGAAGAUGAUGUUCGUGAAACGCUUCCUCGGCCAUGGUUUCAAGCUCCCGGUCAUCUUCUAUUCCGACGAAUGCUGCGACGAUAGACAACUGCUGCUUACGAUGUUCAAGGAAAUAGAGUUGGAGACUGGGGCGCGCUUGUACGACACAGCUGAAGAGGCGGGAGGGGGUUCUCCAGGGGUUGAAGUGUUGCCCGCGCUGGAGUUCCCGCCGGGCAAGCGCGGCGAGUGUGUCUUUGACUUCAGACCUAACUCUAUCGCGCCGUCAGUCGUGGCCCUUAUUGACGGCUGCCAGCUGCAGGGGAACGUUUUGGGUCUAGAUUGUGAGUGGGAACCAUCCUUGGGCGGCACCACACCUAACCCUGUCUCAACCGUUCAGCUUUCGCUUCCUGAUGGCACGGCCUACUGCUUUCAACUUCAACGCGGAAACAAGAAAACGACUUCGUCGAACUUCCCGAAGGCCCUGCAAAACCUCUUGGAGAACCCUUCGAUUGCAAAGGUCGGCGUCAACAUCAAUUCGGACGCGACGUAUCUAGAGCGGGACUACGGGAUCGAAGUCGCGAACACGGUGGACCUGCGAACGUACGCAAGACAGUGUUGGGUGGAGACCCCGAGUCGGUCGCUUGCGGGUAUGGCGUCUUCUUUGCUCGGGAGACAAUUACCCAAGGAUCCGGUCAUCCGCUUGUCUCGCUGGAGUUCUCCCCUCAGUGACGACCAGGUACGACUCUACAGCAACAACCAUGCCAGCUGUGUUGGUGUUGGAGAAGUACAGGACGAUGACACCGCUGCCGAAGCCUUGGCUGGCUGGUUCCCUGGCGCACGGAGGAAAGGGCGUCUAACGCAAGUCGUAGUCGGGUUGAGCGGGGUGUUCAAGCCUGCAGCGUACACCGCACACAAAGGUGCACCUCGUGCGGCGUCUGGUGUGGGCCGCGUGACGAUGGAUGAGGCGUACAAAGGUGACCGGCUUGUACUUUGGGAUGUCGCCCAUGUUCGUCUCGUGAGCGACUGGAAACCAUCUCCUGCAGCAGCAGCACCUUCAUCGAAUGAGAACGCAAGUGAAGCUUACAACGACAACGCCCAGUUCUUCACGUCCCCGAGACCUCCGCACGUGGUACGCUUACAAGAUGAUGAAGACCCGGACGACGGCGAUGAGGAGGAAUAUGAUGGGCAUGACUGCGGCGACCUUGGUAGUUCCGCCCGCGGCGAUCACGGGCUCUGGGCAGGGGUCGAGGCCGGGGGCGGGGGGGGCGGAGCCGUCAACGGGACGGGCGGGGCCGGCAACGGGACGGGCGGAGCCGGCAGCGGGACGGGCGGAGCCGGCAGCGGGACAGGUGGAGCCGCCAGCGGCGGUGAUGUCGACAUGGAUGACUGGUUAGGUGACGAGCAGUGUGCGCUGCAGGUUCGCCUAGAUAUCUUCCACGCACUCCAGCGCAUUUCAAGGCUGUGCAAGAAGAGUCAUGGCGCCUUCAAGCCCUUCAUGGCUCGACUGAAAGACGCUUGCUUCAUUGUCAACCAGGAUGACAUCAAGGAGGUAGAGCAGGCCCUUGGGUCCAAAGGGAUGACACCAGAAGCCGUUGCUGAAUAUAAGGACAAGAGUUGGACCUAUUUCUUACGGAAUUGCCGGCGGCUGGUGCCGGAGCGGCAACGAUUGCUCGAGCGCUUCAAUUCGGUGAUUAAUCAGUUCUGCAACGUAGUCGAUGCGAAAUCCGGAGAAGUACUUAUUCUGCCGAAGGUAAUGCAGGCCGUCGACCAGCUCCGCAAGCACAUCGAAAGUGACCGCCUAAGCGACCCUCACGGUGUGCCAUUGUACUACACAACGGGGCAGAAUGCAGCGGGGAUCACGACUCGUCGCUGCGUCCGAGGCACCAACUGCACCGAGCAGACACUGGUAAGAAGAGCGGCCUUUCUCUGA
Molecule: messenger RNA, 2868 nt
Organism: Ectocarpus siliculosus
Lineage: Eukaryota; Phaeophyceae; Ectocarpales; Ectocarpaceae
Source: the annotation of a GenBank genome assembly